Messenger RNA from Yamadazyma tenuis ATCC 10573, 1506 nucleotides. The record is from RefSeq and is a predicted model, not a curated record. Lineage: Eukaryota; Fungi; Ascomycota; Pichiomycetes; Serinales; Debaryomycetaceae.
AUGUCUGAAACUGAUUGGAAAAGUUCGUUAAAUCUUCCUGAAAAGGAUACAAGACCCCAAACAGAGGAUGUGUUAAACACAAAGGGCAAGAGUUUUGAAGAUCUCGGGUUAAAGAGAGAACUUUUGAUGGGAAUUUUUGAAGCUGGUUUCGAAAAGCCUUCUCCAAUCCAAGAAGAGUCAAUUCCAAUAGCUUUAACCGGUAGAGAUAUUUUAGCAAGAGCUAAAAAUGGUACUGGUAAGACUGCUUCGUUUGUUAUUCCUACCUUACAAAUGAUCAAGCCAAAGGUAAACAAAAUUCAGGGGUUAAUCUUAGUUCCAACUAGAGAAUUGGCCUUGCAAACUUCUCAAGUGGUGAGAACUUUAGGUAAGCACUUAGGAAUCCAAUGUAUGGUAUCAACCGGUGGUACCCCUGUCAAGGAUGACAUUUUAAGAUUGAAUGAUCCUGUUCAUGUUUUAGUGGGUACUCCGGGUAGAAUUUUAGACUUGGCUUCUAGAAACAUUGCUGAUAUGUCUGAGUGUUCUCUUUUCGUGAUGGACGAAGCAGACAAAAUGUUAUCUAGAGAGUUCAAAAGGACUAUUGAAAGAAUUUUAGAGCUUUUCCCAAGCAACAGACAAUCAUUAUUGUUUAGUGCUACUUUCCCAUUGGCUGUCAAGUCGUUCAUGGAAGAACACUUGAACAAGCCAUAUGAAAUCAAUUUAAUGGAUGAAUUAACUUUGAAAGGUAUUUCUCAAUUCUAUGCCUUUGUUGAUGAAAAGCAAAAGUUGCACUGCUUGAACACCUUGUUCAGUAAGUUACAAAUCAACCAAUCUAUUAUCUUUUGUAACUCUACCAAUAGAGUGGAAUUAUUAGCCAAGAAAAUCACUGAAUUAGGAUACUCUUGUUACUAUUCUCAUGCUAGAAUGCCUCAACAAGCCAGAAACAAAGUUUUCCAUGAAUUCAGAAUGGGAAAAGUUAGAAACUUGGUAUGUUCUGAUUUGUUGACAAGAGGUAUUGAUAUUCAAGCUGUUAAUGUUGUUAUUAAUUUCGACUUCCCAAAAACUGCCGAAACUUAUUUGCACAGAAUCGGUAGAUCCGGUAGAUUUGGUCACUUGGGUUUAGCUGUGAACUUGUUGAGUUGGGAUGAUCGUUACAACUUAUACAAAAUUGAGCAAGAAUUAGGAACCGAAAUCAAACCAAUCCCUAGUGUGAUUGACAAAUCUUUAUAUGUGGCUGAAAAUGAAUCAUCCGUCCCUAAGCCUUUCUCCACUGCACAAAAUGGUGCUCCACCUCAAGGUUAUCCCCCGCAGGCCUACCCACCUCAAGGCUACCCACCUCAAGGUUAUCCUCAGGGUUAUCCGCCCCAAGGAUAUCCUCCUCAGGGUUACGCCCCUCAUGGAGUUGCUCCUCAAGUUAAUGGGUACCCUCAGUAUCCUCAAUAUGGAUAUCCACCCUACAACGGCCAAUACCAGCAACCAAUGGCACAACCUCAACCCUCGACUCAAUCAUCCCCCACUGCCAAACAAUGA